Porites evermanni is the source of this 2145-nucleotide messenger RNA. NCBI's taxonomy places the organism in Eukaryota, Metazoa, Cnidaria, Anthozoa, Scleractinia, Poritidae. The record is from the annotation of a GenBank genome assembly.
AAACGACUAUUAAUUAACGAUUAGCAGCCAUUAGAGAUCUUUUGAGGAGGCGUGCUAAUUACUUGUAAGUUAGUUGCCAUUACGACCGAAUGCGGAAUUUUUUUGUUUUAGGGAAUAACGUAACAAGUUUUACAAACUUUCUAAAAAGAGCAAAAUUUUGAUUGUGUUGCAUUUGGUCAGUGGGUGAUCGCGUGUUUGCGGUUUACCAAUGGAAGCAGUGUUUAGAAUAAGACCACAUUCGAUGAACUGAACCGGUUGGAUAAAAACCGCGCGGCAGUCCACAAACAUACUUAGUGGACAGGUUUGCGUAUCUUAUCGAUGUCUGCCUUGGGGUGUAGAUUGUUCUAGAUGACGUCAUUUGGUUUAGUGGCAGGAUGUUCAAGUGUUUGUGUUAUGCGCGAAACGGAUCCAUUAAUUAGAUAUUGUUGCUUCACCACUUACAGGCUUCAGUGUGGAAUUUAUUUUGAGCGCUCUCAAGCAGGAAAACUUCACUCGAGAGAGCGCUGCAGAUUGCGUGUGGAUUCAUCCUCCGAUCACCUCUGUAAUCACCAACAAGACUUGUCUAAGCUCGCAGUUUAAAGCCGCUCAAAGCUCUUAAUCAGUCAAUUAUUGUCUCGAGGUUACAUAUUGACAUUCUUACGUGUUUUCAGUAGCUGAAACUGUGUCAUUCACCUACCGCCACGGCAGCACUCCCUCGGCGCAGCCUGUGAAUAAUUGAGUUCUAACUGUCCCGCCUCCCCUGUUUAAAAUAGUCCAUUUUACCAAAACAUCACGCAAGGCGCCUAAAAGGUCGAAAAGUCUUGCGGUAAUCAGGUUUCAGUCAGUCACUACUUAGUCAUUCAGUCGCAUUCCUAGGCUCUUCAACAAAGCCUUGGCUUCUGUUGACUAAUGACUCACGGUGCUAAGAAGUAAAGUGGUCGGUGACACUGACGGUGGGCAAGUAAUCGCCGCACUAAUGUCAGUUUCUGUGGCAGUUCAUUUCUACACAGCCUCCUUGGCGUUGCUGCUAGCCUUUGCAAUCCUCCGCUUUCUCUUCUGCACUCUGGUUUUUCGCAAACUGGUCGUGCGGCUCUUCGUCAAGUUCGCGGGAGCGGAGAUCAGUCAAGAAGUGUACGGAGACAGCUUGUUCGGAUGGGAGAUGUACAAAGCAGUGACGACUGCCUUAAUGAUAGACAUGAAGAAGAAGGCUAAGCGGGGCAAAGAGGCGCCCAAUCCCUCGUUGAUGUCAGCAGACGGACAAUCGCGUUCUUAUCUCUUAGACUUCGCAAGAGAAAGUAGGCCACUCGUUGUCAACUUUGGCAGUUGCACGUGCCCUGUUUUUAUGGAGCGACUCCGCGAGUUUGAGAACAUCAUGGCAGAGUUUAGUGACAUCGCAGAUUUUCUUGUCAUAUACAUCUCCGAGGCACACCCCAAAGAUGGUUGGGCUUUUCAGGUAAUGAUCUCACAAUUAGAUCUACAAAAUCUAAGUCUAUCGUAGCUACAAGUUGUACUUGACUGAUCGCAGCGCUUUGCUCCCUUGAUUUCCUAAAUCAUUCGCUGCACGCCAAUAUUCAUUGCGCUCUAGCUUAAGGAACUUAUUGGAAAGCUCGCAUAGGGCUACAAACCUACUUGUACAUUUGAAUACCGUGAAAUUGUACUGUAUGGUCACUCGCGGGUAGUAAGAAACUCAGCGCGUAUAAAUAUAUCUGAAUAAUGAUGAGCGAAGUUGAGCGUUAAUGACGCGUGGAUUAUUUCUGUUUGUAUAAUUUAGACAGAGUUUGACGUCAAGCAACAUCGCACGUUGGAGGAAAGGAUCAGAGCGGCCCAACUGAUGCUGAGCUCCUGCAAUCUUCAGGCCCCAGUCCUGGUGGAUUUCACGGACAACGAGGCGAAUUUAGCUUAUGGCGCGCUGCCAAUUCGGCUCUGUAUCAUCUUAAAUGGUCGAGUAGAGUUUACUGGUGGAAUGGGACCGACAUUUUACAAUCCCGAGGAGGUUAGAAGAUGGUUAAACAGAUGGAAAGAAAGAGAAAUCAAAGUGUAAAAGUGAUUAUCACCGCUGUAUGAGGAAAAUGAUCCUUUUAUUUAUCGAUCACCAUACACAGAGUCAUAGUACAAGAGACGGUGAAAGAAGACGUAACUAACUGUGUAGCGCACCGCGUCGCAUAC